This is a messenger RNA of Adelges cooleyi (spruce gall adelgid), 3140 nucleotides long. RefSeq lists its product as uncharacterized. The transcript has 2 exons. The coding region runs from base 270 to 2873 and encodes 867 amino acids. The record is from RefSeq and is a predicted model, not a curated record. Lineage: Eukaryota; Metazoa; Arthropoda; Insecta; Hemiptera; Adelgidae.
AAACGUAAUUCGAUACUAUUGAAAUCAAUUUCUUGAAAAUCUGUUUCAACUUUCAGCAUUAAUACCGUAAUAUACUCUAUUGAUAUUUAAUGGCAUUUGUCUAUUAGUCUUUGGCCGAUUUCAGAUGUGUAGGCAAGAACGUUAGAACACAACACCAAGUAACGGUUUUGCCGAUUUUGUUCAUUUGUGUGAGUACAGUCUAAUACGUGGCUAUAUAUUUACCACAUCAGCACAACAUAACUUUUCACCAGAAAACAAAAGCUUAUGAAAUGACAUCGAUAAUUCAGGUAAUAACGUUAUUGUGUUUCUUUUUAAUACCACUGUUUUUACCGCAAGCGAUUGGUGACGACCAAUUAAGUCAAAUACCGGAUUUGGACACUCUAAAGGAUGUGUACAUAUGGAAAAACAAGGGGAUCACGUCGAUCGGUAAAAUGUAUGGGUCACAAAUCAUAAACAAGAAAGUUAAAAGCGAAGACUUUAAAGUCAUAACCGACAUGUCGUUGACUGCGUUGAGUUGUUUGUAUUCGGAGAAUAUAAUUUAUUUGCUACAAACGAUAAAUUCAAAAAUUGUAAAAUGCGAUAAAUCCGAUAAAAAUGCUUCAAGAUUAGUACAAUGUUUCCAAAAUAUAAUACUACAAUUAAAAUCGUUAGGAACAAGCGUCGUUAUCAGAAUGUUGACAACGUUAUUUAAUUAUAAGAAAAAAUUCAGUUCACCUGCUAACAAACAUUUAUUGAACGCCAUAACGGCAGUUCAUUUGUUUAUAAACAAUAUAGAAAUUGACACUCUUUCCACCGAUCCGAAAAAAAUCGACGAACAAUUCGUCAGCGAAUUUCUCACUGUGAAUUUGUAUACGCGAAAUACCAUUGAAGCUUUUGCGGUUUUCAAUUGUUCAUUCGAAAAGAACCUAAUCAAAACUAGCAAUGAAGAAUAUGACGCCAAAACGGUAGAAAAAUUGUACUUACCCGAAACAUAUUUCAAACGAGAAAUGUUCGAUUCGAAAAAUUUACUACUGACCAAUGUCGUAUUCGCUCAGUUAGACUCAAAAAUCAAAAAAGAUUUCACGUUAGGUUUAAUGUAUGUAAGAAAUAAUAUACGAAACGAUACAAUCGGAGAGAUUCACUAUAGUUUGAUGCACAUUAGCUGUCCCGAAAUAGUAACGAAAUUUCAGACAAUAGUGUUUCAAAGUAUAAGUUCUUUGAUACUGUACUCUGUAGGAAAAAUCAACAAGUAUUUAACUGAACAAGGUCGAACUAUGAGUCCAUCUACAGAAGCAAUCAUCGAAGAAGCCAUCGACAUAUUAAUAAAGUUUAAAUUUCCUGGAUUCUCACAACUCACUUUAAAAAAACUGUUAUACGAUAGAAUAUACAGACCACGUAGUUAUGGAUUGAAAGAAGAAGAAUUAGUGGAAUAUAAUGUUCGCAGCCUACUAAAGGAGUUUUACGAAAUAAACAUAGAGCGAUUAACCACUUUGUUAAAAUACUUUACGAGCCAAUUAACAGCUAUGGAAAUUUACAUAAAAAAUGCAAUCAUGAUUAACGAAUACUUAUGCGACUAUGACUAUGAAGAAAUUGGAUUUUUACAAUAUGACUAUACGAAAAUUGUUGAUUUUGAGGGUAUUUAUUACCAAACAUUGGAGGAUCAUUUCAAAAUGACUUCAACUUUGGAAUUAUCAAAAAACUACAGUUGUGAAUUGUCGUAUGUCGCUAUCAAACAUUUUAUGUUCAACGAUUUCAUAAUAUCACAGUGUCGCCAACUGUUGGAGUCGAACAAAAAUGAUUCGCAGGCUUGGAAAAAACUUACUAUCGAAUGUUUUGAAAUCAUAAAGAAAUCUAUAACAUCUAUAGAAACCACGUUUAGCAAUUCGUUAGCUGCUAUUUCAACACCACAUUUGGAAUGGCCGUAUACACAUACCAACCGAAAAGUCAUUGACGCGAUUUUAGCUGCUAAACUAUAUUUUAACAGUGAUGAUCUACUCGGCAGCUUUAAAGACAAACCUGUGAAUAUUAACAGUCUACUUUCAAAAUUCGAAAUAUUUCAGCGGUCCGAUAGAUUUAUAGUCAAUCUGUUUGAACAAUACACAGUUCACAACUGUGCAACGCGUUUGCCUUCUGAUGAUUUUACUGAUUCGAUUAGUACCGCGAUAAAUGAAAAAUGCAAAGCUAUUAUAGACAAAAAUCUAACGAUACCAAUUGUGGAGUGCGUAAGUAAUUUAAUCGAAGAAAAUUAUAAAUACAUUCAAAAUUUCGAAAUGGACAUCGAUAGAAAUAAAAUUUUAACCAUUGAAAAUUGGUUAUUAAACGAUAUAUUUGACAAUUCUUUGAUCAGUAGUAACAGUUUAUCAAAGCUGCACAGUAUCAAGGUUUUGUUGGAAGGCGAUUGGAGGAAAUUAAAGGAAAUUCGCGAUUUGGCCAAAGAAAACAUCAAUCCAAAAUACCUCAUCUGCUAUCUAGUGGCCAUGAUAAAAUCAAUUUAUUUUAUGGCCUAUGAACACAUAAAAACUAUUGUUCAAACUAGUGUGGACCACGGUAAUUUAUUGCUUUAUCGUAAUAACUUGAACACCAUGUCGAUAGUAUUAAAAUCUUUAGACAGAUCUUUUCCGGUAAAUAUAAUGAUGUUGUAUAGAAGGAUUGUUUAUUAUUUCGUGUGUUAUUUCAAAGAAGAUACCAACGCAAGUGCAUUUGUACGUUUAUUAGAAGCAGAACAAUCUAAUUUGGGGCUAAAGAAUGAUGUAGAAAUCAAUGAAGUAGAACACGCUGCUGGCCAAGAAAACAUAAACAAUCUAAGGAAAUACGUUGCCGACGUUAAGAAAAUUUGGACCAAACUGACAUAUGUCACAGAUGUGUUAGAUUUAAGGGAACUCUAUGACAUUUAGAUCCAAUAGUAAAUAAUAUAUUAAAACUAAAUUUUUAAAUAUGCAACACCGGUUGCAAAACUGGGCAACACUAAUAAUUGCUUGUUAAUGUUUUAUAAUAAUAAAAAACAGUAUGAUUGUUAAGUUCAAAACGGGUAGGUAUUGUAUUUUUCGGGUUUUAAUUUCAAACUAACAUUACUGUUAACAAUAUUAGAAUUAAGCAAUUAUUAUAAUUAUACGUUUUUCUGCUAUUAUAGUAUUUCAAUAAAUGAUUUAGCUAUGAAUAGA